GAAGAAACAAAGAGGCUACACUUCAGCUUUUAUAAACUCUAGAGAGAUUAUUUAGCGAACACGACACAACUCCUGCCUUUAUUCAUUAUAUCCUGGCUCCUGACUGUCAAUUCCUCUGUGAAAGCGAUCAGGAAUAGCGGACUUUUAACGUGUUCAUAUGUAAACAGGCCUGAUGGAGGAGACACACCGUCAUGAGAAAAUGAGUGAAAAAACUGACUCACUGAAGAGAAAAGACAAGAAAAAGUUCACCUGCACUCAGUGUGGAAUAAGUCUGGCAAAGAAACAUGGUCUCGAGUAUCACAUGAGGAUUCACAAUGGAGAGAGACCAUUCACAUGUACUCAGUGUGGGAUGACUUUCAGACACUCAUCAAACCUUAGUAGACACAUGAUGAUCCACACUGGAGAGAAACCAUACACAUGUUCUCAGUGUGGGGAGAUUUUCAGACACUCAUCAUCCCUUAGUAAACACAUGUUGAUCCACACUGGAGAGAAAAGACACAAGUGUGAUCAGUGCUGCAAAACAUUUUUGAUGGCAUCAGGGCUGAGGAGACACCUUGGAGUUCAUACAAAGGAGAAGCCUUAUUCAUGCACUGUGUGUGGAAAGAGUUUCACACGUCAAAAUCAUUUAGGAAUUCAUCAGAAGAUCCACACCGGUGUGAGGGAGUACAUGUGCUUUAAGUGUGUGAAAACCUUUCGUACGGCUGAACAAUUGAAAGCACAUGAGAGAACUCACACUGGAGAGAAACCUUACAUUUGUUCACACUGCAACAAGAGAUUUGCUUAUUCAGGAGCUCUGAAAAGACAUGAGAGGAUGCACGCUGCAGAGAAACCGUACAAGUGUUCACACUGUGACAAGAGAUUCAGCUUUUCAGAAAAUCUGAAAAGACAUGAGAGGGUUCACACAGGAGAGAAACCUUAUAAGUGUUCACACUGUGACAAGAGAUUCGGUGGUUUCGGAAACCUGAAAAGCCAUGAAAGGGUUCACACUGGAGAAAAACCUUACAAGUGUUCACACUGCGACAAGAGAUUCAGUUUUUCAGAAAAUCUGAAAAGACACGUGAAGAUUCACACUAGAGAGAAACCUUGUAACCUUGGGGGUGAAAAAGUCACCACAUAAACAGCAUAUCUGCUUUGUUGCUGUUUAGAUGAUUAAUUCACACGCAGGUGAUAAUUGUAUGAAGAACACAACGACCCACUCAACAUCCAAGUUAACUCCAGAACAAAUGGACAAACACAAACUUUCUUCCAGACAGAAAUAAAUCCUUUCUGAAUUUCAUAUAUUACAAAUCAAGAGAUCAUCGUCAAAACGAUAAUAGCAAACUUUUAAUUUUGACACACUUGAGAUUUUGAGAACCAAGUUGGGGCACCACUGGUUUAGAUCAUAGGUCUCAAACUUCUGGAGGGCUGCAGCUCUGCACAGUUUUGCUCCAACCCUAAUAACACAGAGCUGAUCCAACUAAUCAAGGCGUUCAAAAGAGUCAUGAAAACCUUCAUUAGUUAGAUCAGCUGUGUUUGAUCAGGGUUAGAGCUAAACUGUGCAGAGCUGCGGCCCUCCAUGAACUGAGUUUGAGACAUAUGGUUUAGAUGAUGACACUAUGCUAUCCGAACCAUCCCCAGGCCUGUUUCCCGGAUCGAUUGAGAAGUGUGAGUGCUGUGAAUCAAGCUCAGGCGUGGUUUAGUUGGCCGGCCCUGGCUCCGUUGGAAGAGGUGUGCCAGAGUGCAGUUGACUUGUUCUCAGGUGCCUGAGCCCGAGCCUGAAGACGAGAUGUGACUUUUAAGGGACUAUUUCAAAUGGAUUUAUUAAUCGUUCUUACUGUUUAAUGAACAUGAACUGUUGUAGUUUAUUAAAAACGCAAACCCCUCACUGCAUGACAGCAGCACCUUUAGCAAACCUCCUAAUUCCUGAAGCACGAGGAGUUUAUGAUUGUUUAUGAGCAUCAAAAUGGCUGAUCUGUUCGGCGAAAUAUGUGACUGCGUGUCGCUGCAUCCCAAACGACUAAAACGAUAUGACUAAAGAAAUCUCCACUGUGCUGAGCGAGAGCGCUUCUUACUGAACAGCGCAUAAUCGAUGACGUAAGCAUGCUCGGGCUCGAAUGCAAUGUGAGUGCAAGCUGUCGACGGAGAUGGGAGGGGGGACAAGCGUGCUUCGGCCCAGUUCAAGGCAACUGUACAUAGUGUGAGUACACCUUUAAUGUACCUUUUACCGAGACUAAGUUUGAUACUUGCGGUCUCUUGCUGUUUGAAAAGAGUGCUGAUAUAGUUCACUGAGGUUCCAGUUAAUCUUUGCUGAAGUUGGUUGAUGAGAGAGAACCAGUUUGCAUCCAAGAAUCUUUGAUGAAUUUAUAGACAAAGCCGGAGCCUGGCACAGCUUGGGGUGUGGUUGGAGAAGACUUGGGUCUACAUCUUCCACUGUGAUCCCUGGUUGAUCGGAAGAACUCUCUGGGUGGUGGCCUUGGUCACUACCUUUUAUAAGGAUGGUGUUGUACCACCCAGGAGCUGAGGCGACCAAUAAGAAGUUUUCCUUCCCAUGAAAACUUUUACGCUUCUUUGUUCCUAAGUUUGGUGAUUUGCAUAUGCAUUCUGGGUGAAAUUAGCUCUGCAUGGACAUCAAACACAAACUAUUUAUGAUUUUGUU
Danio aesculapii is the source of this 2635-nucleotide messenger RNA. Its product is annotated as zinc finger protein 501-like. The transcript is spliced from 2 exons. NCBI's taxonomy places the organism in Eukaryota, Metazoa, Chordata, Actinopteri, Cypriniformes, Danionidae. Bases 173 to 1117 code for a protein of 314 amino acids. Gene Ontology annotation, molecular function: RNA polymerase II cis-regulatory region sequence-specific DNA binding; DNA-binding transcription factor activity, RNA polymerase II-specific. The record is from RefSeq and is a predicted model, not a curated record. Gene Ontology annotation, biological process: regulation of transcription by RNA polymerase II.